Molecule: messenger RNA, 2836 nt
Organism: Carassius carassius (crucian carp)
Lineage: Eukaryota; Metazoa; Chordata; Actinopteri; Cypriniformes; Cyprinidae
Product: ankyrin repeat and LEM domain-containing protein 2-like
Biological process (GO): negative regulation of phosphorylation
Cellular component (GO): endoplasmic reticulum
Molecular function (GO): protein phosphatase 2A binding
Source: RefSeq, a predicted model, not a curated record
GUGAUAGUUCCUGUCUUGCCACAAUACGUGUCAAUAGGCUUGGCUGAAACUGAACAUGUAACGUAAGGAGCUCUUCACCUGCAUCCUUCAUAAAUCAGAGGUAAUCGUAGAGCAGCAGAAGCAUGGACGCGGUCCGUAGCAGGUUGAAAGGUCUCACUGCUGACGAGUUGAGGGAGGAGAUCAUUAAAGCCAACUUGAAAUGUGGCCCCAUCACUGCCACGACAAGAGCCAUAUUUGAACGUAAGCUUGCCAGGACUCUGGUGAAGAACGCUGGACUUAACGAGCCCGACAGCAGCGGUGGAAACAGUGCCACAUCAGCAACCCAAGAUUCAGUCACAGGCGAGGAUGGGGAUUUUGGGUACGGCAUAGGCCUUAACCCGCCUGAAGAGGAGGCUCUGAGUGGAACAGUGUGCCCUUGUAAUGUGGAGACUCCCUCGAAAACUGCACAGGUGUCGCCCACCUUUUUCUACGGAGUGUGUCCAUUGUGGGAGGAUGUGCUGGCUAUGAAUGAGAGAGCCCAUGUGUACACGGAAGAGGCUUUGCAGGUUGUUAAAAUGAUGAAGGGGGCUCGGUUUAAAGCUUUCUCCAAUCGUGAGGAUGCUGAGAAGUUUGCCAAAGGCAUAUGUGACCACUAUCCUUCGCCUAGUAAAAGCGCCCCCUGUGUUUCUCCUGUCAAACCUGGCCUGGUGUUUUGCAAAGGUGAGGAAUUAUCCCAGAUACCACCCAUCUAUGAACGUUACCUCAUUGGCUCAGGGGACAACCCUACUGUAGUUCAGGAGGGCUGCAGGUAUAAUGUGAUGCAUGUGGCUGCUAAAGAGAACCAGCCAGGCAUUGUUCAGAUCCUGCUGGACACUCUUGAGAACCCAGAUUUCAUGCGGCUUAUGUAUCCAGACGAUCAGGAGAGCAUGCUGCAGGAACGCAUCCGAUAUAUCGUAGACUUGUACCUAAACACGCCAGAUAAAACUGGAUUUGAGACGCCGCUCCACUUUGCAUGCAAGUUUGGCUGUCCAGCAGUUGUGAAAAUACUCUGUUCUCAUCCAGAUAUCGACAAGAACUGCAAGAACAAGUACAACCAGAAGCCCUCUGAGGUUGUUUGUGAAAAUAUGAAAGAAAAGGGUAAAAUUCAGGAGGUCAAACAGAAGAUAAAUGAAUAUUUGGAAGAUCGAUUAUACAUCCCCUUAUUGAGAGCUACUGAUAACUCCUCCCAAGCUGUGAUUGGUGCACCUUGGUCCCCUGAGCCAAUGGAAAAUCUGCGAUUACCCAGAAGCCCGAAGAAUCCAGUUAUGGCAGUCAGGGCCUUCGCUGGACCUUUAAGUCCAUCUAAAGCAGAUGAGUUCAGACGAACGUGGAAGACUCCUCCAAGAGAACGGGCAGACCAUUUCCACAACAUCCUAAAGUCGGACCCAGACCGUGGAGCAGAAAGAGUUGGCAGGUCACUCGUUCACCCCUGGGCAGAGUACUGGGAUUUCCUAGACAGUUUUGUAGACCUGCUGUCAAGCGAAGGCCUGAAAGUGCUUGAAGAAUACCUCAGUAAAAAGGACUUUAGGGAGCGAGCUCUCAGCAACAGGUUUAAAACCCCAUCUCCGGGCAAACUGAAGAAGUUCUGUAACUCCGUCCCUGUGGGGGCAUUUUUGGACGAGGGUGACGAUAUCAGCCUGGAGGAGAUCAAGAACCGGCAGAACGCUGCCCUCACCAGUAUUUCUUCUGUGUGCUCCAAAGAUGGCCUGCAGGGGGUGGUAGGAGUGGUAGGAGGGCUUGAGUUUCAUAUCCUACCAGUGUCCCACAGUGCUGCCCUCAUCGAGGUGGCGACGGAGCAGGAUCUACUGCUCUCUAGCAGUAAAAAUGGCCUGUGCUGUGAGCAGAGCCCCAGGGAAAGGACUCCAAACGGGGACAAAACGUCCCCUCGCAUCUGCGGUUCAUCAGAUUCCUGCAUUUUGUCGCCAAUCUUAAACCUAAUGGUUGAGUUUGAGAGAAUGUCUCUGCUGGAUGAGCCAGAUAGGACAAACAGGGAGAGAAGGAGAAGUGGAGGGAAACCUCACAGAGACACCCAGGCCACAGAGCUCUCCUCUGGACUCUCUUUGUCCUCAGAAGACGACUCUGUUUUUGAUAAAGACAGUACCUCUGCAUUACGAGCAGCAGAGAAUGAUGGAUUGGAGAGAAGAAACAAAGUAGAUGCGAGGUCCAGUGCAAGUUCAGAUGAAUACUUUCUGGCCAAUGAGAGGUUAGAACCUAUAAACCAACAGACUAUAGAGACUCCAGGGGGCGAGCGCACGAUCUCCGCUAGAUCAAAGUCUUGGGACCAUGGGGGAAGAGACCUCAGCUCCUCUGUGUCUCCCAGCUCCUACAGAUCACUUGACAGUCCUCAGGACUUCAUUCUGCGUACUCCUCCUAGAGUAACGAAUAGACUCUUCAUCGAAGGGGAUUCACCCACCAAGUUGGACCGAGAGGUUCUGUCAGCUUUAGGAGACGCAGACAUUGACCCUCUGAAGUAUCCCGGCAUUCACAAGUGGAAGAGCACAAUUCAGGCAUACUCUCACUUAGAAAUGCAAAGCUGGCAGACUCCUGGGGUGAACAAGAGCCAUUUGAGGGCUCACCCAGUCACCCCUGGCUCUCCAGCGGGUCGCUUCAGUCCAGCCCGUCACAUGAGCUCACCGGACGUCUGCAGCCCUGCACACUCCAACUACAGUCCUGUGAGCUACAUCCAGCGCAUCCGACACAAACAUUUCGGGGACACCCCCGUUUAACAGAUGCUCUCAAUCCAAUCCAGACCAAUUUCUACCAAUUAGCAACUGAAAUAAUAAUAAUGGAAUAUGGGAUGAAACGUCACAGAGGAGAA